UGUGAUUUUUGGGCAUAUAAAUAGACAAGUAACAACUAAGCCCAAAUCAUCUACUCUUAGACGCAACAUGGGUUUAUUACAAGCAUUGGUCCUCACGGUUAUGUUAGCUGGCAGUCAAGGCCACAGAAAUAAAUGGUGGAGUGGUUGGGACAACGACAAUACCUUUAAAUACCAAUACUGCUUUGAUGGCGGAGAAACAGAUCUUGAAUGCCCGGAUGGCUAUUUGAUCGAUAUCAAUAAUGCAGUCUACAAAUACAGUUAUUAUCGAUAUUAUCGUUGCAGCGACCCCAAUGCAUCACAAAAGGUCAAAGACCUUUGUGACGGAUUGAAUAGUUGUACUUUCACGUGCGACGAUCAGUUAUUCAAUGACACCACGUGUACCAACAGAAACGAAAGAUUAAAUGUUUGUUAUAAAUGUGUCCCUGAUCCCUGUGACUCGUUUUACUGUGCUAAUGGAGGAAUGUGUAAGCUGGGAGCAGAUCUAGAGCCUAUGUGUCAAUGUCUCGGAGACUGGAAUGGCACUCGCUGUGAUGAAAAUCCAUGCAAUGACGUCAUGUGUACAAAUGGUUCUUGUUUGGUGAACGCUACAACUGGUACAGCAGAGUGUUGUUCUACAGAAAUGACAGCGGGUAACAAUUGUUCAGAUCCAUGCGAAGAAAUUAUGUGUCAAAACAACGGGACGUGUCUUAUCAACCCGACAGAUGAGACUGCUCAGUGUUGCUGUCCUGAGGGUUUUAUGGGAUCAAUGUGUGAAACUCAAGUUGACGCCUGUACAAACAACCCUUGUGGUAACGAUGGCAACUGCAGCGUCAACGCCUUAGGAUUAGCACAAUGCACGUGCGCAGAGGGAUUCAGUGGACCUCGAUGCAAUGUUGAUUGUAAUCAGCAGUUACCAUGUGCGACCGGUUUUGAGGAGAUACCAGCUAACUCUGGGAACUGUUACUCUAUCUGUACUGUAGAUUCGCAGUCAUGGCUUGCGGCUGAGGUGUUUUGUCUGUCAAUCAAUGCAACGCUAUGGGAGCCUAAUGAUGCUGCAGAAGUAAAUAGCAUGGUAGCUGUAUUACAAAAUCGCGGAGUUACUGAAGAAUACUGGACAGGAGGAUUUGAUGGAAUAAAUGAAGGUGUCACUGUAAUGGUUGGUUCAGGUUUACCUUUCACUCAACCAAUUGAUGGUACCAAUACUGUUGAUAAAGACUGUGUUGAAAUUGAGAGAGAAAGUGCUCUGACGGGCUGGCAAUUUAAAUACAGAACAUGCACUGCAACCACAAGGAGGUGUAUUUGUGAAGCACUGAAACCUUGCCAGCUUCCACCAACACCAAUCAUUCCAGUUCCUGGUACGGCCCCAUAAGCGGUUGACAGAGUUAUAAUAGUUGUGAUAAUUGUCAUUCAUAAAAAGUAGUACAUUUUGUUCAUUUUAAACUUGAAGAACUUUUCACAUUAAAGUUAUUUUGUUUAGUUCUGACCUAUAGGGACAAGUGCAUUUAAUUACAAGGAAUAAUAUGUUAAUUUAUUGACUAAAAAAGUAUUCAUUUAUAACUGUCCUCAAGUAUCAUUUGUUUGAUUUGUUUCUUAUAUCGUUUUACUUACAAUGUGACUAUCAUCUCUGCAUUGAGUUUUCAAUAAAUAAAGAUGUUUUAUUUG
This is a messenger RNA of Mytilus trossulus (common blue mussel), 1641 nucleotides long. Its product is annotated as adhesive plaque matrix protein 2-like. The transcript is spliced from 12 exons. The coding region runs from base 68 to 1348 and encodes 426 amino acids. NCBI's taxonomy places the organism in Eukaryota, Metazoa, Mollusca, Bivalvia, Mytilida, Mytilidae. Gene Ontology annotation, molecular function: carbohydrate binding; calcium ion binding. The record is from RefSeq and is a predicted model, not a curated record.